Struthio camelus australis is the source of this 2341-nucleotide messenger RNA. The record is from RefSeq and is a predicted model, not a curated record. Lineage: Eukaryota; Metazoa; Chordata; Aves; Struthioniformes; Struthionidae.
CCUGGCUCCUACACUAGUUUCUACCUACCAAUUUGUUACUUCUUGAAGCACCUCCCAAAUAAAGGCUCGGGAAGCAGAGCUGUCUGAAUAGCUUGUAAGCCUCAGGAGGAUGCUUGCCUCCCGUGUGCCAGGGAGGUGUUCCCCAUGCUGCCUGCGGUGCGUGGGACACCUGCGCCUGUGAGUCACGGCUCGGGGUGGGGGGCGAAGGGCCCGUAACAAGGAGUGUGUUUUAGCUUAAGGCAGGAAGAGCUCACCUGCCGACGCUCAGCAGAACGCGUCUCAAUAGACUCGGAAGGGCCCUGGAUGAACGUGGAAGCGUUGCGCUGUGUGAACGUAGUGUGCUGACUGCUCUCUUCUCGUUCCAGGACCGCUGAGCGCAUCAAACGCCUCUACUCCAUCCCGAGCCCCUGCCCCUGCGAGAACUGGUCAGUGCCCUUACGGUUCUCUGGUUAGCGGGGUGCCCAGUGCUAGCAGGACCCAGGCCAUGACCAGCAGAGGAGCCGCCAGGCCGAAUGGUCAGUCCCAAGCUAGUAAAAUCUGUCAGUUCAAGCUCGUACUGCUGGGCGAGUCGGCGGUGGGGAAAUCCAGCCUGGUGCUGCGCUUCGUCAAGGGCCAGUUCCACGAGUACCAAGAGAGCACCAUUGGGGCGGCGUUUCUUACACAGUCUGUCUGCCUGGAUGACACAACAGUAAAGUUUGAGAUCUGGGAUACGGCUGGCCAGGAAAGAUAUCACAGUCUGGCCCCGAUGUAUUACCGGGGGGCACAAGCCGCCAUCGUGGUCUAUGAUAUCACCAACCAGGAAACGUUUGCACGGGCGAAGACAUGGGUGAAAGAGUUGCAGAGACAAGCCAGCCCCAGCAUCGUGAUUGCCCUAGCAGGCAACAAGGCUGACCUGGCCAGCAAACGUAUGGUGGAAUAUGAAGAGGCACAGGCCUAUGCAGAUGACAAUAGCCUAUUGUUCAUGGAGACGUCAGCCAAGACAGCGAUGAAUGUGAAUGACCUCUUCUUGGCCAUUGCUAAGAAGCUGCCAAAGAGCGAGCCCCAGAGCACGAGCGGAGCGGCAGGGAGAAACAGAGGCGUGGACCUUCACGAGCAAACCCAGCAGAACAAGAGCCAGUGUUGUAGCAACUAAAGGGUGGCGUUAGCCAGAUGCCAGCGUGAGAGGAAGAGCUAAGAUAUAACCUCCAUUCCCCCCCGUCCACCACACCUCACCUCCAUAACGGCACACUGAGAAACCCGUCUGAACCAAAACCCUCCCGAGAGCUCCGUCUAACUGCACUUUUUAAUGCUUCAAAACCACCACCAGACACCUGUUACCACCAUCCUGAUGACAGUGGAACUAGAUCAGCCGGGGACUUAACUUCCAAAAACAAACUCUUCUUCACUUUGUAUUAUAGGUGCAAAUAGCUACCUAAUUCUGGUUUCUCCCUCCAUCUUUCUCCCUGUCCCACCUCCCUCUUUGCUUUGGUAAAUCUGUGUUCUCGGUCUUGUAACGUCUCUCCUUCUAUCCUCCCCUUAGAGCUGGGGCGGGGAGAGACUCAAGGAGGUGGCAACAUCAUCCUUAGAGGUUCACUCUAUGACGAACAAGUUGGAAUCAGAGACUUCCAGAAAACGUGGUUUUUUUCUGAGGGGGCCUGUCAUGAAUUUAUUUUUAAUUUUUCUCCUGUUCCUUUUGUUUGGCUGUUCAGGGGGGAAAAGCUGCAGUGUCCUUAAUUUCUUCCUAGGUGGCCUUUUUGCCGAAGGAUCGGAAGUGCCUGGGAACUUUUUAGGGGGGGAGGGGGGAAGCGGGGAGACUACUGUAACCAGAAAGUCUGACCCCGAGCACUGAUCGCUAUGAAGUAACACAGAUAACCCGUCAGCACUGCUACACCUUUGUGAACAGUCGUUGCAUGUUAGCGCUAUGAACACGACAGGAGCAGUAUCCCUCCGGUGAUCCCGCUGCGGCCGUGCCCUGCCGGCGGCCAGGGCGAGGGCGGCCGCCCCGGCCCUGCGGCGGUCUCGCUUGCAGUAACGAACCCGUCGGUCUCGUCUCUUGCUCUUUGGUUUGUCCCUUUCCUCCUCCAGACUAGCCGCAGCUGCAUGAACUGUCUCUGGUUUGCACUUUAGUCAUGGAAAUGUCCAGUUAAGAUGCACCUUGUUUUUCGGUUUUUUUCCCCUCUUGGUCCUGUUCAGUCUGAGCUCUCCGGAGGCUUGGGAGCAGCGGAGGGAGAAGGAGUCGUAGUGCUUAUUUUUCUGCUUUCCCUAAGGAGCUUUCUCGGCUAGAGAAGCGGUCGCGGCAGCUCUGCGCGUCGGGCUGGGUGCAGGAGAGCUGGAUGUUACCAGGUGGCGUCCGUCCGUCCCA